Messenger RNA from Penicillium pulvis, 1977 nucleotides. RefSeq lists its product as uncharacterized. Gene Ontology annotation, molecular function: protein binding. The coding region runs from base 1 to 1977 and encodes 658 amino acids. The record is from RefSeq and is a predicted model, not a curated record. Lineage: Eukaryota; Fungi; Ascomycota; Eurotiomycetes; Eurotiales; Aspergillaceae. The transcript has 2 exons.
AUGCCAUUGCGAGAGCCACCUCCCGGAGCGCCGUAUAGCGAGUAUGAUUACCCAGCGGCCACGAUGGGCGGAGAAAUGCCUCCGCGCCCCAACACCGCCGGUAGCAUGCGACCUCCUCGGGCUCGGGUUGCGCCUGGGGUGCCUGGGGUGCCUGGCAACGGCCUCGGUACAGGGUUGGCGGCUCCUCCUCCUGACCCUACAAACCGAGUUUCAUACGCGCCCAAGGAGUUCCUGGAUACCUACUACGAUAGUAACAAUGAUGACGAGCCCGAUAUGCCCAACUUUGAUGCCAUUCCGCAUAGCAAUGGCCCAGUGGAUGAGAUGGGACUGGAUGCACCGAAGCCUAAAAUACAGACGCACGGCUCUCCAGGCUCCCCAGCUAGCGGCCAAUAUGCACCCUACUCCCCGGGUGGUCAAGUAACCCCCCAGUCUCAAUCUCACCACAAUCUUCGGCAAGGCAGUGCCCCUAACGAGUUUGAAAAUGCCGGCUUCAAUUUCGGUAUUGGUGGUGAAAUUUCACCGGCUGCUUCUGGAUACGGAAAUUCACCUAAUGGUUACGAUCAAUCUGGUGGCUAUUUCCCUCAUGAAGCCGCACCGGCGUAUACUCCAGCUCCUCCGGGCCCUGUCCCCCCCGGACCGCCUGUUCAACAAGGGUAUCCUUAUGAGAAGUCACCAGAUGCCCAGCAAAUUCCUGAGACUAUGCCCUCUCGCGGGACACCCUUCCGACCGGGUCACGACCAAGCCGCGAAGCCCGCACCAGUGCGGAAUUACAACAACGCCCCUGCGCCUGCGCAGGCCCCAGCUGCCGCUCCUCAGCCAGCGACUCCUGAUGGCCAAACCCCCAUUACACACGAUGAGCUUGAGCGACUGCAACAAAAAGCGCGAGGCAAUCCUUCAGACCAGGCUCUUCAGCUUCUACUAGCCAAGAAAUUGGUGGAGGCUGCCACCGUUCUUGUGGCAGAGAAUAGUCGACUUGAUCCCAAAACAAAAGCAAAGGCAAAGGAGAAGUAUAUUGGUGAUGCAUUCAAAAUAGUGAAGAAACUAUCCCAGGCCGGAUACGCAGAUGCACAGUUCUUCCUCGCCGACUGCUAUGGAGAAGGUCAGCUGGGAUUGGAAGCUGAUCCAAAGGAGGCAUUUAACCUAUAUCAUUCAGCCGCAAAGGCUGGCCACGCCCAGUCAGCGUACAGAGUAGCUGUCUGCUGCGAGAUCGGCUCAGAAGAGGGCGGUGGAACAAAGCGAGAUCCUUUCAAGGCUGUGCAAUGGUACAAGCGCGCAGCGUCUCUGGGCGAUACACCAGCGAUGUACAAGAUGGGCAUGAUCCACCUCAAGGGUUUACUCGGCCAAGCCCGCAAUCCUCGCGAAGGUGUUUCGUGGCUCAAGCGCGCAGCUGAACGAGCCGACGAGGAGAACCCACAUGCUCUCCACGAGCUGGCUCUCAUGUAUCAAACCGCUUCCGGUAACGAUUCGAUUGUUCGCGAUGAGGCAUAUGCCAGUCAACUCUUCCACCAGGCCGCCGAGCUGGGCUACAAAUUCUCCCAGUUCCGUCUCGGUACUGCGUACGAAUAUGGCUUGAUGGGAUGUGUCCCUGACAACCGCAUGAGUAUCAUUUGGUACACCCGCGCUGCUGCUCAGGGCGAGCAUCAAAGUGAACUUGCUCUUAGUGGCUGGUACCUCACUGGAUCGGAGGGAGUUCUGCAGCAGAGCGAUACGGAAGCAUAUCUCUGGGCACGGAAAGCAGCUACGGCUGGUCUUGCCAAGGCUGAGUAUGCUAUGGGUUACUUCACUGAAGUUGGAAUCGGUGCCGCCGCUAAUCUGGAUGAUGCGAAGCGAUGGUAUUGGCGUGCAGCGGCCCAAGGAUUCCCCAAGGCAAGGGAACGUCUCGAAGACCUUAAGAAGGGUGGAGGCAGGAUGCAAAAGACUCGUCUCUCUCGCGCAGCUGUUAACAAGCAAAGUGACGGGGACUGUGUCUUGAUGUAA